UUUCUUUUAAAUAAACAAAACAAAACGUGCAAAUUAGUUUAAUGAUUGUGAAUAUAUUCAAAAUAUUUUGUAAGCUACAGCAUUAAAAAAAUUAAAAAGAGUUACCCAUAUAAAUAUUCUAAUCUGCACACAUAUCCUCGCAUGCGAUAUCUUAAACGAUAUUUUACACGAUAUGUGCAAGUGCAUGACAACCCUGUUGCGUUGUUUACGCGUCGUCUCAUCACCAUAGCAACAACAACAACAAAAACCAAUUGCAUCUGCCGCAGGUUUCAGCGGAUUUAGAGGACCAUCUGGAGGAGUCGCUACAAUGUAUGAGGAAUGAGCGACACGGACACGGACGACACCGAUCUUCUGCUGCUCAUACCGCCCAACUAUUACACGGACACCGCCGAGCGGCUGCUGCAAGAGGUCAAGAUGAUGAGCGCAGGCGCGGCAGCGUCGGCGGAUGCCCUGGCCAUGCCACCACCCCCGGCACCCACGACUGCGGCAUACCAGUUCCUGCAUCCCAGCAAGAAAACGGAGCUAAAUCAUAUUAACGCCAGGCUGCAGAACAUUGGAAUGGCGGAGGCAGAGGAUGAUCGGCCUUUCGAAACGCACUCCGAUAUAUCUACAAUAUCCACAAACACGGUGAGGCACGGCGACAGGGUGCUACACGGAAUGGUGCACUCCACGCCGAAGAGUGGAUCUGUAGAACCCCCGAUCAGGCACCGGCAACGGUCUACGGAGGAUAAUAUCCUCCUCGAGAUCGAUCACUAUCUGGAAGAGAACGUUGGGAAUCGCUGGCAGCCCCGGGAUCAUCACCUUCAUCACCACAGCGAUGAACAACUGCGGAACGAACGGAUGCUGGUGCAGGAUGUGCAGCAGGCGGCUACCUCCCUGCCCAGCAUGCGGCUGGCAUCCUCUGCCUCCGGCUCAUCCAUGGAUCCAGCCAGAUGCCAUCGAAAUAGUUAUGGCCAAGCCGAGAACAAACUCAUCAGCCUGAGCGAACUCUGGGGAAAGAACAGCUACACGGGAACUGUCCUGGAUAACAACAACUCGCCCCACCGAAGGCUGAGCAGUCCCUCCCUUAAGGAGGAGCAAUUGCGGCGUCAGCACCUGGAGAAGACUAUCCACACGCUGCAAUCGCAGCUGCUAGAAUACCAGCAGCGCAUAUCAGUGGCCAUCGAAGUGGAUCGUUCCAAGGAUGCAGCCCUAGCCGGAGCAGAGCAAACUGCCAAGGCCCUCAACUAUGAAGUACAGCAACUGCGGGACCGGAUUCACCAGUUGGAAGCGGACCGAACCGAAUCUCAUGGCAAAAUUGAUAAUCUGCAGCACGAGUUGGCGCAGGCAGUCAACUUGGCCACCAAGUUUCAGGAGAAGAACGAAAAACUAGAGACGGAAAUGGAUCAUCAAAGGCAGGAGGCCAAGCAAUGGGAUGACAAGCUGGAACAGUUGGAAAUCCAGCUGCACAGCAGCAGAAGAGCCGAGGAACUAUCCCAUGCGGAGCUCAACAAGCUGAGGGAUAAGUUUGCCAAAGUGGAUUAUCAGCAGGAAAAGCUCAAAACCCGCAUAGAGGAGCUGGAGAAAGACAAGAGCACCUUAACACAUCAGAAGGAAAUGCUGCAGGAAUAUCAUCAAAAGCAGAAAACUCGAGCGGAUGCCUUGGAAACGCAGAGAAAGUCCCUGCAGGAGACCUUGGCCAACCUAACAGAAACUGAGACCAACCUUAAAAAGAAGCUGGAGGUCCAACAAAAAUCCUUAAAGCAAUAUUACCAACAGCAAAUGGAGAAUGUGGUAGCCAAGAAGAUGCAGGAGUUUCAAGAUCAGUUGGACAAAACCGAAGAGCAUCUCAAGAACGAGGCACGCGAGCGCGAAAGACUGAUAGCCGAGCGGGCGGUAAAGCAGCUGGAAAUGAUCAAUGAAAAGAACAAUCAGGAACUGAAUCUCAUACAGGAGAAGCACAGCGAAGAGGUGGAGUUAUACCGCCUGCAGCUGGCCAAUGCCUCCAAAAAGAUAGAUGAGAUGGAUCUAAAGCUGGGCUGUUACAAAACCAAGCGUGCUGACAUAGCGGAGAAGCUGCAUGGCGUGAUGGAGGCUCAAUGGCAGCAGGCUCUGGCCAUACUCACCUCCCCCAGUGAAAAUGCUCAUAAUCACACCUCUGAUGACACCACGGAUGGCGAGUCGCCUGAUCUGAACAAUGCCCGAGUUGUUUAUCCAGAAACACCCAAGACCAGCAAAUCGCAGCGCAGCAAUAAUACAGAGAAGAACAACCUGGAUGUGGUGGGCAAACGGGAUCCGCCCUCGCCCAUGGACAAGCUGCAGGCUUACAUAGAGCUGCUCCUAAGCAAAUCUCCCAGUGAUUUUGAUAAACUCGAUGAGAUCCUGUCACUAACAACCGGCAAACAUGGAAGCAAACAAGGCAAACCAAAGAGCGCAAGUGGGAACAGUAAGCUUCUACCGCCCUGGAAGUGCUGACAUCAGGGGAGGCUACUCUAUAUAGGAUUAUAUCUAGUAAUAAUUAUAAUAUUUGAUAUAUAUAUAGUAAUAAUUACGAUGUAUAUCGUAGUUGUAUAUGCACUUUACUUAAGAAUUGUAAAAGCAAAUGAUUUAGUUUAAAAAAUUAUGUGAGUUUUCUUUGAUUCUAUCUAGAAUUCCCAACUAUUUUUAGAGAAAAUA
Drosophila kikkawai is the source of this 2655-nucleotide messenger RNA. RefSeq names its product centriole duplication and spindle assembly protein centrobin (gene Cnb). NCBI's taxonomy places the organism in Eukaryota, Metazoa, Arthropoda, Insecta, Diptera, Drosophilidae. Gene Ontology annotation, cellular component: centriole; centrosome. The record is from RefSeq and is a predicted model, not a curated record. Gene Ontology annotation, biological process: mitotic cytokinetic process; centriole replication; centrosome separation.